Molecule: messenger RNA, 4097 nt
Organism: Mizuhopecten yessoensis (Yesso scallop)
Lineage: Eukaryota; Metazoa; Mollusca; Bivalvia; Pectinida; Pectinidae
Exons: 8
Coding region: 156-1715 (519 amino acids)
Source: RefSeq, a predicted model, not a curated record
CAAUUACCAUAAAUUAACAGUGUUGUUUAAAUUUCAACAUAUAAGACGCUCGAAAAUGACAUACUUCCUUAAAAUGAGGACGUUUACAACAUUGGAUACUUCCUGUACCAUGCUAUAUAAGAUUGACGCAAUGUCCGGGAUACGACCACUCCACCAUGGAUAAUUUGGUAGUGAUCGCGAGCGUCCUUGUAUUCAGCGGGAUCACCAGCGCAAUCAAUGUCACAGUGUCGGAUCUCCGGUCAGGACAAUUCCUGACGCGCUGCGUCACACGACAUGCCGACUUCAUGAAUAUCACCUGUCCCAGCCACAAAGUGAUGCUGGCACCUAAACUCAUAGCUGGGUACUCAGACAGCAGCAAGUGCGUUUUUAAUGGAAAUGAUUGUCUGGGAAUGAGUAAAUCACUGGAAAGGGAGACUCAAGCAUGCGCAAACCAAGAGACUUGUUCUAUAAAUUUACGAAGAAUUCUGGAGACACUUGUUCCCUUACCGGGACAGAGAAAAAUAUGCAAGGGGAAACCGUUGACAUAUGUGUCUGUCAUUCCCCCAAAAUGUGUCGAUAAAGGUACCAUACACGACAUGUGUUCGGGAAACGAAGCCCUACCCAUUAACCCCGACAGUGGUAUUAUCAGUAGCUACAACAACCCUGGACGAACCAUUAACACACCAUGCAUUAGACGUUUUGGGAGUACGAGUGACGUCAUUAGGUUAUCACUCAACUUUUUGGACAUUCAAAUUGGACUUAAAAAUCGACCUAGAGUAGUCUGGACCUCAGAGAGCGGGGAAUUAAGAAAGAAAACAUUUAAAAAACUCGCUACUUUUUCCGAAAAGGGUUCCAAAUUUGAGAUAAAAUGGCGCCCACAAAACACUGACACAACACGUGAAGGCUGUGUUGUAUACUAUAAUGUGAAAGUUAUUGGAAAAUCGACGCAAGGAAACCUUCGCUUAGCGAGUGACCAACCGUCGCAGACUCCAACGCAUUAUCUCGUACAAGCAACGUUGAAGACUAGCAUGACAUGGAAUGACAAGCAAUCCAUUUCGAUGUCCUGUCCUCGAGGCAAAGUUAUAUACGCCCCGGAUGUAACCGUCACCAGCAGUAGAUAUACCGGAUGUGAGGGACUUUCUCCGCACCUUCUCGUGCAGCGUAACGAGUGCUACUGGCGUAGAAAUUGUACAAUGGAAUGGCGAGGACCAGCAUUCCUUACAAUGACGUCAUCAGCUCGCUGUUUUGGCCGUGUUGCUGACAUCUUUAAAAGCAGAGGCUUCAAAUGUGAAAAGGAAGGCAACAUUAUUAACAUUUGUGACACCAGAGUAGCAAAAUUGCCGACCGGUAUUGUCCGCAGCCACGGCAAAUAUCCCUGGCACUACCCCAGAGUGAACAAAAGAUGCCGACAGCGGAUUAGGAUAGGACGUGGCCGACAGCUGACCCUCCAACUGGACGACGUCGACAUAGACGAUGAAAGGGACACCUUCUUCCUAAGACAUAUCAGGAAAGGGCGAAAAACGACCAUUUUAUUCAGAGGCAAUGAUGGGAACAUGUCGAAAACUUUGUCAGGAGGUACCGUAGAGAUUACCUUCUCGACAAAACGUCGAUCCAAGGCAGGGUCGGGAUUUAUACUCCAUUAUGAACGAACGUCUAAAAAUAGAAAAAAGGUUAGGAGUGGCGAAAGAAACAAGCGACGUUCGAGAGGGACCGGUACAGCAAAGACAUUACCGUGAUGAUGACGGUGACUAUGAGAGAACGUGAAGUAUAUGUAUUAAAUUCAGGACUGCUUCCAGUUGGCAUUGAUAGUAAUUCACCCUGGAAAGGACAAUUUCUAUUUCCAUAAGCAUUUUAUUGCUUCAAUAUAUGUACUGUAGAAUGAAAAUGACUUCGCUGUAGAAAAGUUUGGUUUUUCGUGUACGGAAUCGGUGACACACACACAGAAACACUAAACACUUUAUUGCAUAAGCAUUGCCAACAUAAACGGGACUGCAUCUCGAAUAUUUUUGUAGAGCCACAACUUGAACUCUUUUGUCAACAACAAUAAUACAUAUAUUUAUAAUUCCAUAAAUAGUCAUACACAAUCGAUACGGACAUUGCAAGAAAAAUACUACAUUUAUAAGUAUGUCACAACCGUACAACGCGGUGGCAGAAUGUUUAAGGCGUCCGACGGUCCUCAUUACUAUAGCCCUCCACCACUGGGUCGCGGGUUCGAGGCCUACGUGGGGCAGUCGCCAACUACUGGCCGCAGAUCGGUGGAUUUCUCCGAAAACUCCGGCUUUUCUCGACCUCAAUACCUGGCACCUCCUUAAAUAUUUAUAAGACGAGACAAACAAAACAGAACAAACAAAUAACAGCCGAAAUCGACAGGUUAAAAGUAAUAGUAUGAUGAUUUCACCACAAAAGUACAGAUAGACAUAUUAAACAGUGGUACAAACGUUAUCACAGUAUAUCUAUAUUUAAUAACGGUAGUACAUCACAACUUCCAAAUUUGAUUUUCAAACUUUUUAGGAUUUUUUUUCGAAAUAUUGGUGUCGGAAAACGACAAUAUCAUAAGAUUGGUAUACGUAUGUCACAGUCGGACAAGAUUUGCUUACAGCAAUACAGUAGAUAACCAUGUAUGUAAGAGUUAUAAAUGACCGUCUCACAACAGACUAUGUACAGAACUUACACCAAUAAUAAUAUAUAUUACUUGUAACAGGUUAUUGAUUUUUUAUCUCGCACUUUUUAGUUCGAAAAAAAAUCAAUUUCGCUAAAGACUACAAGCGUCCCGUCUCGGGCCUCAAAUACAUAUGGCCUCUACACUCCUAAAGUUACAUUUGAAUGCUUCCGUGUAAAAUAUUGUCCGCCCUAACAAAGAAGACAAUUCAUUUCACAGUGUAGAUUCUAUUUAAUCGAGAACAUCAGGAAUCUAACAACAUCAAAAUAAUACUUUUAACGACAAAACAGAAUAUUUCUAAUGAACAUUAUCAAUUUCGAGCAUUAAACGCGCAGAUGCUUAAAUCGCUGCGUAAAAGUUCCGCGAAAUGUCGCAUAUAGGUACUAGACAAAUAAGACGAGAUGGAAAAAAAUCUAGCAUGGGGUAUGACGUGGGAUAUCUCUAUCUGAGGUGUGAGAAUACGAAUAUCAUAGACCCCGAACGUCCGUGUACACUCCUGUUUUGAAUGUUGCGUUUCGCGGGACAGUAUAUGUUUCAUUUCACUGAGGUACCAUUUUAAAUAUUGACUGAUGUCUACAUGUAGACGUUUAAAGAGACACUUGGUGUUUUCUCAUUUUUUUAAUGAUAUAUUUUCUUUUUGCACAUUAGCAGUAUGUAUUUUUUGUGUGUGGUUAUUUAUACGAUUACGUAGCAUAACUGUUCUCACAAAAAUACAUACUUUUAUAAAGGUUGUAUAAGAUGUUGUUGUCGCUCUUGCUGCUUCUAUAAUAAUAAUAAGAAAAUCAUUAAUGGAUAUUACACUGUAGACAUAUAGAUUAUGACAUUGGCUCUGACUGGAUAAAUGUAUGCCUUUUAUAAAUCCUUCUGUGUUCUGUAUACACAAACAUGUGCAAUAGCUAUAUUUUGUCUCUGCAUUUAUCUGUCGACACACAAUAACAUUUUUGUUUUGAUCAAGACACAUAUCAUUGUGUUAUGUAUGCUUGUUUUACGACGAUUGUAAAGAGGAUGAAGAUGUUAGUGUUUGUGUAUUCGAUAGAGAUACAUUGUAUAUUAGAUGUAACAGAAGGCUGUCCGCAAUUACAUCAAUCAUACAUCACAAUUCCACAGGUACUUCAAUAUGUGUUCAAUUACAUGAUAUCGACUUCCCUACAUUUGUUAUUUAUAUGAAAUAUCCACAUGUGUUUAUAUCGGAGCGGCAUUAUUUGUAAACUUUAAGUAUUUGAAACUUACACUGUAGUGAUUUAUGAUUUAAAAUAGGAACCAUACACAUUUAUAUAUGUAUUUUCAAAUAUGGUGUGUAGGUGUAGUUUUGCAUUUGUGCAUACAACUGAGAAUUAUCGAAAGGAAAUAAUGCACGACUAUUUGGAUGAUUCUUCUAAUUUGUGUUAAUUUAUUAAUUUAUUCAAAACACAUGCAAAUGAAUAAUCGAAUAUUGUAUCAAAUAAAAAAAAAAAAUGUC